AUGAAGUAUGGUUCUUCCUCAGGUGAUCCUGACUCAAAUCGCCAUUUGCUGGGUGAGAAGUACAAGUGGAAAUUUAAUCCUGUAAAGAACAUCAAGGAUGGAAACAGAGCUAUUGGUGUUAAACAGACUAUGAAGCUGAUGGACAUCACCCUAGCUAUUCGUCCUCUAAGGACUGCAUGGACCAUGGUGGAAUACAAGAAGUCAGCGAAUGAUGAUAUGAUAGCCUUGUGA
This is a messenger RNA of Microthlaspi erraticum, 231 nucleotides long. NCBI's taxonomy places the organism in Eukaryota, Viridiplantae, Streptophyta, Magnoliopsida, Brassicales, Brassicaceae. The record is from the annotation of a GenBank genome assembly.